UUUACCGUUCACUGUCCGACAGGGGGUGCCUUUCGGCGGGUUCCGUAAAAAUGGCGCUGCUGUUGCCAGGAGCUGAAGCCCACCGGAGGAAUAGAGAUAGCGGAUAAAAUUACACCCCCGAUACCGCUUCUGCUCGAACGGGAGGUGGAUUUAACCGCAUCAUGGCGACGCUCGAUCAGAAAUCACCCAACGUGCUUCUGCAGAGUCUGUGCUGUAAGAUCACGGGCAAGAGUGAAGCCGAAGUAGCCCAUCAGUUCCAGUACGCCGUCCGGGUCAUUGGGAGUAAUUAUGCACCCACCAUUGAGCGGGAUGAGUUUCUGGUGUCGGAGAAAAUUAAAAAGGAAUUGUUGAAACAAAGGAGAGAGGCAGAUGCCGCCCUUUUCUCUGAGCUGUACAGAAAGCUUCAGACCCAGGGUGUGUUGAAACACAGAUGGUCCAUCUUAUGCCUCCUACUCAGCCUCUGUGAGGACCCAAGGAAGCCAUCAGGUCGUGUGCCUGGGUGCAUUUAUGGAGCUCUGAUCGGCCAGGCUUUGCCCCGUGAUGUUCACUCCACCCCGUUCUACUACGCCCGUCCCCAGAGCCUCCCUCUCAGUUACCCGGAGCGCUCAGCUGCCGCCCACAACUCUAGCAUAGCCACCAGUGGCAUCAGCAGUAUGGGGGCGUUUACGAUCAACGGGCCUGGGCCUGGACCUACCCCUCCAUCACUUCUUACUGGACCUGGUACACAGGCAGUCAGUGAGUCUAUGAGAGGGUCUCGGCUAGCCUGGAGUAUCCCAGUCUCUAGUUCCCCCUCUGGGGCAGGUUCUGCUACAUGUCCCACCAGUGGACCAUCUGCCCAUCUAGGCCCAGCACUUAGAGCCCCACAAAGACAGCGACGGGACGGCGAUGGCAGCGCUGAGAUCGGAGAGGCGGCUCUCAUCCGAGACAUUCUGUAUGUUUUCCAGGGGAUAGAUGGAAAGUUCAUCAAGAUGUGCUGUCCAGAAAACUGCUACAAAAUUGAUUCAGAGGUCCUACUAUGUAAGUCUUUAAGAGACACUACCAGCAGACUGGCUGAGCUCGGAUGGCUUCACAAUAAAAUCAGAAAAUACACAGAUUCUCACAGCUUGGACCGAGCCUUUGGCCUUGUCGGACAGAGUUUUUGUGCUGCCUUGCAUCAAGAGCUUAAGGAAUACUACCGGCUGUUGUCUGUACUGCAUGUACAGCUGCAGGUGGAGGAUGAUCAUGGUGUAAAUGAGGCCGUUGACAACUGUCUGACUCUAAGAAGACUGCUGGUAUGGACCCACGACCCCAAAGUUCGGCUGAAAACACUGGCGGCUCUUGUGGACUAUUGCCAAGGGCGUAAAGGAGGAGAGUUGGCCUCAGCAGUGCAUGCUUAUGGAAAGACGGGCGACCCCCAUAUGAGAGCAUUGAUCCAGCACAUCCUUGGUCUGGUGUCCCACCCCAUUCUCAACUUCCUGUAUCGCUGGAUCUAUGACGGGGAGCUGGAGGAUACGUACCAUGAGUUCUUUGUAGCUUCAGACCCAACUGUGAAGACGGACAGACUGUGGCAUGAUAAGUACUCUUUGAGAAAGAGUAUGAUCCCGUCCUUUAUCACCAUGGACCAGGCCAGGAAGGUGCUACUCAUUGGCAAAUCCAUCAACUUCUUGCAUCAGGUAUGCCAUGACAGAACAUCACCGGGGAAGAUCAUACCUGCCUCCAAAUCCACCGACUCGCCCAAAGACGCGACAGAGUUGUUCACUGAUCUUGAAGGGGCCUUUCAGAGUAAGAUAGAUGUUGCAUAUUUUGAGACCAGUAAGUAUCUGUUGGAUGUGUUGAAUAAGAACUACCAGUUACUGGAGCAUCUUCAGGCCAUGAGGAGAUACCUGCUGCUGGGCCAGGGAGACUUCAUCAGACACCUCAUGGACCUCCUUAAGCCAGAGUUGGUGAGGGCGGCCACCACUCUUUACCAACACAAUCUAACUGGUAUCCUGGAGACUGCUGUCAGGGCAACCAAUGCCCAGUUUGACAGUCCAGAGAUCCUGAAAAGACUUGAUGUCCGACUGCUGGAGGUAUCUCCAGGGGACACCGGUUGGGAUGUCUUCAGUUUGGACUAUCAUGUAGAGGGACCCAUUGCCACGGUGUUCACCCGUGAGUGUAUGAGUCACUACCUGCGGGUGUUUAACUUCCUGUGGAGGGCCAAAAGAAUGGAGUAUAUUCUCACAGACAUCUGGAAGGGCCAGAUGUGCAAUGCCAAACUACUGAAGAGCAUGCCGGAGCUCUCUGGUGUGCUGCACCAGUGUCAUGUUCUUGCCUCUGAGAUGUUUCACUUCAUCCACCAGAUGCAGUACUACAUCACAUUUGAAGUGUUGGAAUGUUCUUGGGAUGAGUUGUGGAAUAAAGUUCAACAGGCUCGGGAUCUGGAUCACAUCAUAGCUGCUCAUGAGGUUUUUCUGGACACCAUCAUCUCUCGCUGUCUGCUGGAUGUAAACAACAGGUCUCUGUUGAAUCAGUUGCGUGCUGUGUUUGAUCAGAUCAUCGAGUUCCAGAAUGCUCAGGACACUCUGUACCGCUCCGCUCUAGAAGAGCUGCAGCUCCGCGUCCAGUAUGAAGACAAGAAGAGACAGAGAGAGAAAAUGGGCGAGUGGGGUGUAACAGCAGAGCAAGAGGCUGAAGAGAACAGACGUGUGCAGGAGUAUAAAGACACCAUUCCAAAAAUGUGCUCCCAGCUCCGAUUACUGACACACUUCUACCAGGGCAUCGUGCAGGAGUUUCUGCGGCUGCUAAUGACCAGCUCUGAUGAAAGUCUUCAGUUCUUCAGUUUCCGUCUGGACUUCAACGAGCAUUAUAAAGCCCGUGAUCCACGUCUGCGACCCUCACUAGGUGCCACUAGAGGACGGCGAAGCUCCAACAUCUGACCUUGUGGACCUAAAUAUGCGUGGUUGCUGUGUCAAGACACUGUUUGAUGAUAGGGCUACUCCGAUCUCUUCUGGAGCUCUGUAAGGAAAUCAUAUUUUGGGAAUGAACAUUUUGUUUUUAGAAUAUAAUAUUUCCAUGACAUCGCCAAUUGAUUUCAAUCACACACAAUCAACUAUCCAGUGGAGUUAGAGCAUAACUUUCAGUACCACAAGGUCACAGAUCUGCUUGUGCAGUUAAUGUGUGAAAAUACUAGUGUUUUAAUUUUUUUGUUUUGUAAAGAUUUGUAUUGGUUUAUUUUGCUAAUAUUUAAGAUUCCAUUUCUUAUUUCCUUUUGUUUUUUUUGUUUUGUUUUUUUUCCCUAGUGCCCUUUUUUUGAUACAUUAAUGUCUGUUUGUCAUCCUCAAAAAAAAAACCUCCAGGUGUCAUGGACAUACAAAUAACCGAUAUAUCUGAUUGGCCAUAAUGUCUGUGUAAUUUCUCCUUUUGUGCCUAUCUUACAUUUUGUAGCAUCCCCUGUAAUGGAUCGGUUUGGUUUGGGUCCUGGAGCAGUUAAUUUGAGCAGAGCAGAAUGAGCAGAAAAUUUAACUAAUAAUCUGUUUUUAUUUUUUUAAGGCCAUCUUCAUGACUUUGUAAUUCUUCUUGUUGUCUGUUCAGUUUGUAAUUAUUCAGGCUGAGACCUUUUGUACUGCGUGUAAAAAAUAUACAAUAAUAUGAGAAACCUUAAAUGUUGACAAUUUCUUGAAUUAUAUGAAUGGACCUGUUAAAUUACAUGCACUACUCUUACUAGAUCAUUAACUACAUGACCGUUAUAUGAUCUAGUAAGUUCAUUUCUCUUGUCAUGUUAAAUCAAUUACCCACAAUGCUGUGUAAUUCGAUCAGGCCUUAGGUUGAAUCUGUGAAGAUGGAGUUGCCGUACUGAAGUAUUGGAACAUUUUGGGCAAGAUUGAGUAAUAUGGAGUUUGUACUUGGAGUCAGUGAAAAUCAUAAUGAGGUGUUGUCACUGGUACUGUUUUUAAUCUGAAUUGUAAUGUCAGGUGUCACUGGGACUAGAGGGUGAGGCAGAGUCUGACUGUCAAAUUAAGAUUGUCUGUUAAAGGGUUUAAAACUGAUCUGUAUAGCACGUGUACAGAGAAUUCAAAAAGAACAAACAUCCUGUCUUUUUUAUUCUUGAAUUA
Messenger RNA from Xyrauchen texanus (razorback sucker), 4070 nucleotides. Its product is annotated as gamma-tubulin complex component 3 homolog. Lineage: Eukaryota; Metazoa; Chordata; Actinopteri; Cypriniformes; Catostomidae. Gene Ontology annotation, biological process: cytoplasmic microtubule organization; meiotic cell cycle; microtubule nucleation. The transcript has 22 exons. Gene Ontology annotation, cellular component: centrosome; spindle pole; equatorial microtubule organizing center. The record is from RefSeq and is a predicted model, not a curated record. The coding region runs from base 162 to 2894 and encodes 910 amino acids. Gene Ontology annotation, molecular function: microtubule minus-end binding; gamma-tubulin binding.